AUGAACCUACCAAAUGAACGCCGAUAUAAAGAUCGCCGGAGUCAAAUAGGUGACUGGAAAUCAGGAAACCCACCGGACAGCUACGCUCAGCUUUUCCAAAAACCCAUCGAGGGAGACCAGUCAUUAGGCCAUGAUAUCAGCUUCCACACCUUCAAAUUACCCACCGGCGAGUUCGGCUUGCCGGAUGGCUGUGAGAAUCUCCUCCACGGCUCCGUUGGCAAGAUGGAGAAGAUUUAUUUGGCCGUCGAGAAGCUUCAAGAACCCAUACAAAACUCGUCUGAGAACGCCGCCCCAAUUGCAUCGUUUUUUUGUUCCCGCUCUGUUGUGAAGAGAACCUUCGGCGGUACGCACCGCACGAUAAGGCAAAUUGUGAUACAGAGACCUUUUGCUUUGCCGGGUCUCCCCGACGACAACCUUAUUUUUACGAAGAAAAAAACACCAUUCUGGUUUAAGGAUAAAGGAACUGGUUGGGGACAAUUUCUUGACAUGGUUAUAGAAUCUGAGCUCAGGAGCUAUGGGGUUAUGGUCAACAGCUUUUACGACAUGGAGCCAGCUUAUGCCGAAUAUUUCAAGGAUGAAAUGGGCAGAAAGCUAUGGCUCUUAGGACCCGUGUUUCUCUUCAACAAUGAAGUCGAACAAAAGGCUGAGAGGGGCCAAAAGAACUCGAUUGAGGGAGGUACAGUUUUGAAUUGGCUCGACUCCAAAGGAACCAAGUCAGUACUUUAUGUUAGUUUUGGGAGCUUGGUUAGUAUGCAUCCUGAACAGUUCCUCGAGCUUGCUCACGGGCUCGAGGCUUCUAGCUGCCCAUUCAUUUGGGUGGCCAGAGAUGAGUCAGAGUUUGGCCAAGAAAAGGAGGCGGAAAUGGAGACUGGGAUUCGAGUAGGAAACGAGGAGUGGUUAUCGUAUACUUGGGAACCCAAGGUGACGGUGACCAGAGAGAAGGUGAAGGCAGCAGUAAAGUGGCUGCUGGGCGGUGGUGGUGUUGGUGAAGUGGAGGAGGUGAGAAGGCGAGCAAAAGAGUUGAGUGUGAAGGCUAAGAAAGCUGUAAACCAUGGUGGCUCAUCUGAUGCUGAUGUUGUUUCUUUUGAUCAAUGA
Molecule: messenger RNA, 1095 nt
Organism: Camellia sinensis
Lineage: Eukaryota; Viridiplantae; Streptophyta; Magnoliopsida; Ericales; Theaceae
Source: RefSeq, a predicted model, not a curated record